AUGGAUUAUGCGUGUUUUGGAGAUGUCCUAGCAUUUGACACAACCUAUAGGACAAAUGCCUAUAAAAAGCCUCUAGUAGUGUUGGUCGGUGUUAAUCAUCACCACCAAACUGUUGUAUUUGGUUGUGCGUUAUUGAUAGAUGAAAGUGUUGGGACAUAUGAAUGGGUGUUGGAGACAUUUCUUGAUGCAAUGAUGAAUAAGAAACCCAUAUCUGUUGUAACCGAUGGGGAUAAAGCUAUGCGUAAGGCAAUUAAAAAAGUAUUACCCAAUACGUGUCAUCAAUUGUGUUUAUGGCAUUUGCAACGAAAUGCAUUCACGAAUGUGCAUAUUAAGGACUUCUCAAGCAUAUUUGCAAGGUGCAUGUUCAUGCGUGGGAAUGAAGAAGAAUUUGAAAAGGUUUGGCAUGAAAUGGUUGCAAAUUUGGGACUUAAUGAGAAUCAUUGGGUGACCGAGAUAUAUGGGAAACGUAAAAGAUGGGCAGAGGCGUAUUUACGUGGAAAUUUCUUUGGAGGGAUGAGAACCACACAAAGGUGUGAGAGUAUGAAUGCAUAUCUAAAUAGAUUCUUAAAAAUUCGCUUGCGACUGUAUGAGUUUGUACAACAAUUUAAUAGAGCCAUAAUGAGAAUACGGCAAAACGAGGCAAAGGCAGAGUUCGAGUCGAACAAUUCUUCACCCGUGCUUUCAACUAAACUAUCCAUAAUUGAAAAUCAUGCUGCGACGGUAUACACGAAAGAAUCUUUCCUUAAAUUUCUUGAGGAGAUGAAAAAUACAGAGUUAUUCUUUGUGGUAGGUCUUUCAAUUGGCAUCCCAUGUUGCCACAUGGUGGUGGUUAUGAAGGUGGAGCAUUUGGAAGAGAUUCCUCAGUCAUGUAUUAUGAAGAGGUGGACAAAGUUAGCAAAGGUGUAUACAAGAUCAGUACCAGUGAAUGAGACAGAUAACGACAUGGAUCGGUUUGUACGAUAUGGUUCAUUGAGUUCGAUGUGCAACAAGCUCUCCUACUUUGCGUCAGAUACGUCAUCUUCAUUUAUAGAGGCCAAAAAUGAAAUACAAAAUUUGACGACGAGAAUGGAGGAACUCUAUAACUGUAAUUUGAAAGGGAAGAAAAUAGCAGCAGAUGGAGCGACAGGUACUAACCAAGUUCGUGAUCCAAAUAUUGUGAAGACUAAAGGGAAUCCAGGCAAAGUGGCAAUGAAUGUUCAAAAGGGAAGACGAUGCAGUCGUUGUAAAAGAGUGGGUCACACAAUUCGAAAGUGUCCAGAAGCUACAAUCCCUCAAAAUGCUCAACCGGGUUAUAUGGUAUGUCAUAUUCAAUAA
Vitis riparia (riverbank grape) is the source of this 1314-nucleotide messenger RNA. RefSeq names its product protein FAR1-RELATED SEQUENCE 5-like. NCBI's taxonomy places the organism in Eukaryota, Viridiplantae, Streptophyta, Magnoliopsida, Vitales, Vitaceae. The coding region runs from base 1 to 1314 and encodes 437 amino acids. Gene Ontology annotation, molecular function: nucleic acid binding; zinc ion binding. Gene Ontology annotation, biological process: regulation of DNA-templated transcription. The record is from RefSeq and is a predicted model, not a curated record. The transcript has 2 exons.